Molecule: messenger RNA, 1083 nt
Organism: Phalaenopsis equestris
Lineage: Eukaryota; Viridiplantae; Streptophyta; Magnoliopsida; Asparagales; Orchidaceae
Product: callose synthase 3-like
Exons: 3
Biological process (GO): (1->3)-beta-D-glucan biosynthetic process
Cellular component (GO): 1,3-beta-D-glucan synthase complex; plasma membrane
Molecular function (GO): 1,3-beta-D-glucan synthase activity
Source: RefSeq, a predicted model, not a curated record
UUGUUUGAAUUGCAGUUGACUGUCCUGACAGUAUACGUAUUUCUAUACGGGCGACUUUACCUCGUUCUUAGCGGGCUUGAUGAGGGCUUGGCUACUGGGAAAAGGUUCAUUCACAACCAUCCCCUUCAAGUAGCUCUCGCCUCGCAGUCCUUCGUGCAGCUUGGGUUUUUGAUGGCACUACCUAUGAUGAUGGAAAUUGGUCUUGAAAAAGGAUUUCGAAACGCGCUAAGCGAAUUCAUCAUGAUGCAGUUACAAUUAGCUUCCGUUUUCUUUACUUUUUCGCUCGGAACCAAAACUCACUAUUACGGAAGGACUUUGCUUCAUGGAGGUGCUGAGUAUCGCGGCACAGGUCGCGGUUUCGUCGUCUUCCAUGCGAAGUUUGCUGAGAAUUACCGUCUUUAUUCUCGCAGUCAUUUUGUGAAGGGCAUGGAGUUGAUGAUCUUACUCGUCGUUUACCAAAUAUUCGGGCAACCUUAUAGAUCCGCAGUUGCUUACAUAUUUAUCACUGCUUCGAUGUGGUUUAUGGUUGGGACUUGGUUAUUCGCUCCAUUUUUAUUUAAUCCUUCUGGGUUUGAAUGGCAAAAGAUUGUUGAUGAUUGGACUGAUUGGAACAAAUGGAUAAGUAACCGUGGUGGGAUCGGAGUGGCGACGAAUAGCAGCUGGGAAUCAUGGUGGGAGAAAGAGCAAGAUCAUCUGAAAUAUUCGGGAAAGCGAGGGACCAUUACGGAAAUACUGCUAUCUUUCCGCUUUUUCAUCUAUCAAUAUGGGCUUCUCUAUCACUUGAAUAUAACCAAGACAAAAAGCAUAUUGGUAUAUGGCAUUUCUUGGCUUGUGAUCGUGAUAGUAUUGCUCGUCAUGAAGACCGUAUCUGUCGGAAGGCAGAGAUUCAGCGCCAAUUUUCAGCUUGUUUUCCGGUUGAUCAAAUUCCUAAUCUUUGUUACGUUCAUGUCUAUUCUGAUCAUCUUGAUUGCCAUCCCUCACAUGACCUUCCAAGAUAUCAUAGUUUGUUUCCUUGCUUUCUUGCCAACUGGUUGGGGCAUACUUCUGGUUAGUACACUACCAUUUGAACUUUACCCAUCAUAU